This is a messenger RNA of Ictalurus furcatus (blue catfish), 2944 nucleotides long. Its product is annotated as inter-alpha-trypsin inhibitor heavy chain H3. The coding region runs from base 18 to 2753 and encodes 911 amino acids. Gene Ontology annotation, molecular function: serine-type endopeptidase inhibitor activity. The transcript has 22 exons. The record is from RefSeq and is a predicted model, not a curated record. Gene Ontology annotation, biological process: hyaluronan metabolic process. NCBI's taxonomy places the organism in Eukaryota, Metazoa, Chordata, Actinopteri, Siluriformes, Ictaluridae.
UGAGCACAGGACGAAUCAUGCCUACAGCGUGGACUGUGUUGCUGAUCUGCAUCCCUCUUUACUUAUGUAUACCACAGGGAUCUUAUGGAGAAUUAAUUGUCUCAAGAGACAAUGAGCAAAAGGAAAGUGACGCCAUAAAAUUUAUAAAGAAACGAAGUGUGGACCCUGUUCAGAUAGAGGUGCAGAAUGUGAAGAUAGAUUGCAAGGUGGCGUCUCGAUUUGCCCACACAAUCAUGACUUCCACAGCUCUGAACAAGGCCAACGUCUCACAGGAAGUUGUCUUCGAGGUGGAGUUACCCAAGACGGCCUUCAUCACCAAUUUCAGCAUGGAGAUUGAUGGAAAGAUAUAUGUAGGAGAGGUUAAAGAGAAAGAGAAGGCCAAGAAACAGUAUGAGGCGGCUGUGUCAUCCGGACAGACAGCUGGCCUGGUCAAAGCUUCAGGCAGAAAGAUGGAGAAGUUUUCUGUCUCUGUUAACAUUGCAGCCAACAGCAAUGUCACAUUCACACUUACGUAUGAGGAGCUCCUUCAGCGCCGGCUUGGCAAAUAUGAGCUCAUGAUCCGAGUAAAACCCAAACAACUUGUUCAGCACUUUGAGAUUGUUGCUGAUGUCUAUGAGCCUCAGGGCAUUGCAUUUCUGGAUGCCUAUGGUACAUUCAUUACCAAUGAGCUACUUCCCCUGGUGGAGAAAACAGUCACUGACAAAAAGGCCCAUGUGUCCUUCUCUCCAACUCUGGAUCAGCAAAGGAAAUGCUCAGACUGUGAUGGUACACAGAUAGAUGGAGAUUUCUUCAUCAACUACGAUGUCAAGCGUGCAGAAGAUCUUGGUGAUAUUCAGAUCGUGAAUGGGUAUUUUGUACAUUUUUUUGCCCCAGCUGAUUUGCCACGAUUGCCAAAGAAUGUAGUGUUUGUGAUAGACACGAGUACCUCCAUGUCUGGAGCAAAAAUGCAGCAGACUCGAGAGGCACUGCUGACCAUUCUCAGUGACUUGCCUGUGGAAGAUUACUUUGCCCUGGUAGCUUUUUCAUCUGAUGUUGUAACAUGGAGACCAUCACUGCAGAAAGCCACAGAGGAAAAUGUGAAGGAGGCAAAAGCUUUUGUUCAUACCCUAAGACCAAAUGGCUGGACGAAUAUGAACGACGCUGUUUUGCGUGGUGUGGACCUGCUGAAUGUAGCCAAGGAACAAAACACUCUCCCAGAAAACAGCACAUCCAUAAUCCUCCUCCUGACUGACGGAGACCCAACCAAGGGUGAAGUGAAUCCAGAAAAAAUACACAGAAAUGUCCAGAAUGCUAAUCAUGGAAAUAUAACCAUCUUUUGCUUGGGCUUUGGCUAUGAUGUAAAAUUUGGUUUCCUGGAAGUUAUGGCCAAGCAGAACAACGGUCUGGCUCGGAGAAUCUAUGAAGCAUCGGAUGCUGUGGUUCAGCUGCAGGGAUUCUACAAUGAGAUUUCAAACGUCCUCCUAGCAGAUGUGAACUUCCAUUAUCCGGACAAUACAGUAAACUCUGUGACUGGCAGCCACUUUAAUCAGCUGUUUAACGGCGCUGAGAUUGUCGUAGCAGGUCGACUGAACGACAUCGAAAUGAACGACUUUCCGAUCGAAGUAUCCGCUCAGGCGGUAAAUAACGAGUAUGUGGUAAAAGGCCAGGCUAGUGCUCAGGACUGGAAUAUCAUCUUCCCUGAUGAAGAGUACAUCUUUGGGGAUUUCACAGAGCGUCUCUGGGCAUAUCUGACCAUCCAGAAGCUUUUGGACAAGAAAGACAAGGGUUCCCCUCAGGAGAAGCAAAAUGCCACAGCAGAAGCUCUGGCGCUCUCUCUGAAAUAUAACUUCGUCACUCCACUCACCUCCAUGGUGGUCACUAAGCCGAAAAAUGAAGAAAACCAAGAGGAUAAAUUAAUUGCUGACAAGCUGACGGAGGAUGAGCGUCGGGCUGAUGCACAAGUUCGGAUUCCUGCACCUAUAUCUCGUCCCACUACUUCACACAGGACUUACACUUCAUCAUCUGUAAACUGGGUUGAUUCAGACCCACACUUCAUCAUUGAGUUCCCAGACCAAAAUGAUGCAUUCUGCUUCAACAUCAACGACACACCAGGCACCAUCUUUAACCUGAUCAAAGAUCCACUGACCGGUAUCAUGGUAAAUGGUCAAACCAUUGGGGACAAGAAGAUAGACCCUGAGAAAACAGUAAACACCUACUUUGGGCGCUUUGGAAUCAUUCAUGCAAAGUUUGGCAUCAGAUUGGUGGUGACUACACAGGACAUCUUGGUGUCUGAAAAGGGCAAACAGGCAAAACUCUUCUGGUCUGAAAAUACCACCAACAAAGGGCCCAAUAUGGACCUGCAUGUAACCAAAGACCGCAGUCUUACAGUGACCUUGAGGAACUCGAUGAAAUUUGUUAUAAUUCUACACAAAGUGUGGAAGAAACACCCUUACCACCAGGACUACUUGGGCUUUUACACCCUGGACAGCCACCUGUUUUCAAAACAAGUUCACGGUCUACUUGGACAGUUUUUCCAUGGUGUAACAUUUGAAGUUAGUGAUGUCUUUCAAGGGGAAGACCCAGACAAACCAGAUGCCAAUAUGUUUGUGAAGGGCCACAAUCUCACAGUGACCAGGGGCUGGCAGAAAGACUUCAGGAAGGAUGUGAAGAAAGGAGAAAACGUGCCCUGUUGGUUCAUUCAUAAUAACGGCACAGGGCUUAUCGAUGGAGUCAUUGGAGACUACAUUGUCUCUGGACUCUUCAAGACAACCUGAGAGAGGAGACAAGGCUAAAAUGGACCUGCCUAGAUUGCAACGGACAAACACAUUUUUUUCUAAUUAAUUACUGAUCGCAUAAAGCUAAGGGGAAACCAUCCUAUUUCAUUAAGAUGACCUUGUUUCCUUUGAAUAUGUACAAGCUUGCUUCAUAUUAAACAUCUCUGACAACUGCAAAAAAAUUAUAUAAA